Molecule: messenger RNA, 657 nt
Organism: Helobdella robusta
Lineage: Eukaryota; Metazoa; Annelida; Clitellata; Rhynchobdellida; Glossiphoniidae
Exons: 3
Coding region: 1-657 (218 amino acids)
Source: RefSeq, a predicted model, not a curated record
AUGGCUAUGGCUACUUUUUCGAGUUUCAAAAGAUGUUUGAAUUCUACAAAUUCAUUUUGUCAUAUUUGUGGAAGAAACGUGCCUCAGAACAUUUGCAAUCAGUACCUUCAUGAGGUACUGAGACCAGUACCUCAUGAAGAUGACAUUCCUGUUCGGAUACCAAUUGUCAUAGCAAAAGUUUUACCAAAUGAUGAAUCAAUUGAUUCCCUUGUAUAUUGUUCAAAUAUACCUGGAUUGAUAACUGAGUUGGGAGUUAUGUAUGAUGCCAAUAAACGGAAAAAUUUUAUUGACUCUUCCAAACGAUGUUUCAAAGCAGUUCUUUUGCAUACUGGAAAUAUUUAUGCAUCUGUGCCAAUUGCAUAUUUUAUUCAAUUGAAAGAAACUAAUGACAACAUGGGGGUGUUUCAUGAAAAGCAUAAGUGUAAGCAUAAGUGGUUGAUAAGUGGUGAUAUCAAAAUAAUAAUUGGAAUUAUUUUGAGAGGCGAGGAGGUUAUACUAAACUUUCAUGUUUUUUAUGUGAGUUGGAUAGCAGGACAGAUAAAGAUCACUUGCAAAUGGAAUGUUAACACCAUGACGGAAUAUUGUUGGAUGCUGAAAAGGGAGAAUUUGACGGCUAAAGAAUAUGGAAGAAAAUCAAGAAGAAGUUUAUGUCCUUAA